Messenger RNA from Pollicipes pollicipes, 1047 nucleotides. RefSeq names its product tachykinin-like peptides receptor 86C. Lineage: Eukaryota; Metazoa; Arthropoda; Thecostraca; Pollicipedomorpha; Pollicipedidae. Gene Ontology annotation, molecular function: tachykinin receptor activity. Bases 1 to 1047 code for a protein of 348 amino acids. Gene Ontology annotation, biological process: G protein-coupled receptor signaling pathway. Gene Ontology annotation, cellular component: plasma membrane. The transcript is spliced from 8 exons. The record is from RefSeq and is a predicted model, not a curated record.
AUGCUCGAGGCUUCUUCGGACAUAUGGCAGCUGCGGCUCCUACUGGAGCACAACUUCGGCGCGCAGGCUGGCGCCCGGCCGGACGGCUUCGCCAUGGCGUCGUGGGCAGCGCUCGGCUGGGCCGUCGCCUUCGGGGCCAUGCUCGUCAUCGCCAUCGCCGGCAACAGCCUGGUCUGCGCCAUCAUUCUGACCACCAACUGCUUCCUGGCCAACCUCAGCGUCGCCAACCUGCUCAUGAUCAGCCUGAACUGUACCUUCAACUUCAUCUACGUGGUGUACGCCGACUGGCGGUUUGGCCUGCCCUUCUGCAUCAUCAGCAACUUCGUGUCCAGCCUGACGGUCACAGCCAGCGUCUUCAGCCUCGUCGCUGUCUCGAUAGAAAGAUACAUGGUGAUCGUGCGGCCGCUGCACCGCAAGAUCCGACGCGACGAGGUGGUCGGCUGCAUCAUUCUCAUCUGGGUGUGCAGUGGCUGCCUGUCGGUGCCACACCUGCUCUACUCGGACAUCGUCACGCACCGCAGGCUACCCUCCGGCGACGAGGUACGCGGCUGCGUUCUGGUCUGGCCCGACGGACUGCGGCAAACCUCCUUCGCCGAUCACGUGUACAACAUCGUCUUCCUCUGUAUCACCUACAUCCUGCCCAUGCUGUUCAUGGCCAUUUGCUACACGAUAAUUGGUAAGUUUUUCAACCGGGGGCCAAUGAUCGCCCGCAAGUUCAUAGUGGUGGUGGUGGCGUUCGCUCUCCUGUGGCUGCCUCACCAGGUGUCAUGCGUGUACACCUACCACGACUUAUGGCUCGCCCAACGGAAAUACGUCCAGCACUUGAUCCUGGGAUUCUACUGGCUCGCAAUGUCUCAUUCUAUGGUCAACCCAUUCAUCUACUUCUGGAAGAACGGAAGGUUUCGGUCUUGCCUGGCCGGCUGGUGCUGCCGCUCUGAUAAACACUCCGGCAUGGACAUCAAGGUGCAGGUGCUGCUCGCGGGAAUGACGCCCGCGGCAUUGCCGACCGGUAAGCGGAAGCUGAUGCUGAUGGAGCUGGGAGUGUGA